AGCGCCGCUUCUGACUGCACUGUCUGUAAACCCUAGUUCACCACUGCCGCUUCAGACGCAUCUUCUGCCUCCACUUGCCGAUCCUAGACAGACGAAUGGGAAGUCAAGAAUGCGUGUUAAUAGGAAUGUAUCACCAUGAAGAAGAUGAAAUCUGCGAACAUUGUAGUGCCCUGGGUGGUAAAGAUGACGAAGUUGCUUCAAAUGAAACCCCUAGGGAUGAAGCAGAAAAUUCGGCCCAACAUGGGCCCAAUGUGGAAGUGGCAGCUGUUAACUCCCAGGCUAGGAUGUCAAGAAAGAGGCCAGCUAGUACGGAGGCCCAUGAUUCUGAUAGUACAUUUGUACGUAUUACACCCUUUUUGGCACACAGGGAAGGACCUGGUAACUUGGAUCCGAACUAUGAAUACUGUGUGGUGUUCCGGAAGCUUGAGCGUGAAGGGCACAUCACGAAAGAAUUUAGACGGAAACUGUUCACGUGGUUUUGUCUGAGUUCAACCGAGCAUGAACGUAGAACGGUUAACACUUUCAUCCGGAUACUCGCUGAUGACCCUGAAAGCUUAGGUGAACAAUUGGUUGACUCAUUUGGUGAUAUUGUGAACAACAAAAGACCCAGAACUUAAUGUCACUGGUGGACUUGAGUUGUGGGAAGGGCAUCCAUUCGUAUAUGGAUCGAUGGCUUGAGUUGAGUUAUGGGCUUCAGUUUCUGGUUUCUGUGAUUUUGCAUAAGUGUUGCGGUGGGUGUUGCAAGAGAGAGAGAGAGAUGAAGAAGGGUGUGAUCGGUGAUGGAAAUUUGAUAGCGGAAGGUGGUUUUUGAUUGAUGAGAGAGAUCAGAAGUGAGAGAGAACAUGAGUUCAAGUAAUUUCAAUUACAGUUACUAAUUAUAUGUCCCAAUCAAACAUGCUAAAGAAUGAAAUGUAAAUUCCAAUUUCAUUAGAUUCCUGGGAAAUUUAUGAACCAGGAUCCCGUUAUUCUUUC
Molecule: messenger RNA, 972 nt
Organism: Helianthus annuus (common sunflower)
Lineage: Eukaryota; Viridiplantae; Streptophyta; Magnoliopsida; Asterales; Asteraceae
Product: VIN3-like protein 1
Exons: 3
Coding region: 96-617 (173 amino acids)
Biological process (GO): epigenetic regulation of gene expression; vernalization response
Source: RefSeq, a predicted model, not a curated record